AUUUCAUAACACCGUCAGUUGUACGGAUAAGCGUUUUAAAUACAGGUGGUAUCGGGAUAUUGUUUCAAACCAGGUUAAAACUGUCUCAGAGCGCCUUAAUACUGGGUCUGAGACACGAACGUCGUGUGCGGGAUCACGUCGUCUGAUCUUCAGGUGGACCGCAGAAUGCACCUGGUGGGCAAGGUGGCGUUGGUGACGGGCGGUGCCUCGGGAAUGGGACGUGGCUUCGCUGAGGCGCUUCUGAAAGCUGCAGCUAAGGUCUGUAUUGCUGACAUCAACGUCAAGACGGGUGUUGCCACAGAGUCGAAUCUCAGACAACAGUACGGACACGAGAACGUCAUGUUCUCUAAGUGUAACAUCACGUCUGCGACGGAGUUUCAGGCUGUGUUCAAACGGACAAAAGAGGCGUUCGGUGGGAUCGAUAUAGUCGUCAAUAACGCUGGGAUAGGAGGGGAAACGGACGAGAAUUGGGAACAAACUGUGGAUGUUAAAAUGAAGGGGACCCUACGUGGACUGCGACUCGCCAUGUACUACCUCAGUGUGGAGCACGGAGGCCGCGGGGGCUGCAUUGUCAACGUGGCCAGUAUGGCGGGUUUGAAUCCGAACCCGUUAUCGCCUGUCUACGGCUGCACGAAGGCGGGAAUCAUUCACGCUACACGAUGUUAUGCAGUAUCCGAGGCGGCCAAGAAGUCAAAUAUCCGACUCAACGUGCUGUGUCCGGCAUUCGUAGACACGCCCAUGUUUAGACGGUUGGCGGCAGGGGACGCUACUCAGACUAUCGGCGGGGACCAAACAGCCGUGACGGCUUUCAUUGAGCGCAUUGGAGUACUCAGCACAGAAGAGGUGUCGGUGGCACUAAUUGACAUGCUCACGGAUGAAACGAGAAACGGGUUGAUUUUGCGUUGCGCGAAAAAGACUGGAAACGUUUACAGCACGCUUACCGUACAAGACGUGUAACAUUAUUUCAUGCGGAGGAACUUGAUAAGAAGGCGAAAAGGUUGAGAAGGAUCCACAUUUCUAUAGUAUUACUUACAAUAUAUCUCAUUAAUUGAACUUAAAGACACACACUAUGUGCGAACCGACAGGGCUGAAAAAACUACGAGUGUUAGUGUUAAAUAUAUGAUACAUUGUAUGCAAUCUUCUACCAUUAUUUGUGCGUUUACAGAGUUCAGGAAUUCAUAUUGUACAGAGAGAACAUAUCGUUUUAGAAAAAUCUACCAGUAUGUGCAGGUAAAAUGUAUUGAACAAAAAAAACAAAUUGUGAGUCGUGCUUUUAUAUUUCAGUGUGUUCAAUUCAUAUGUCAGCAGAAAGUCAUACUUUAUAUACCCAUUUGAUUUGUACAUUAAUUUUUAAGUUCUCUCAUUUUAAACUGUUCAUUUAAUUACCAUUAGUAAUUUUUUUGGAAUUGAUUAAUAAUUGUAUGUGAAUAUUUAAGUCUUACACAUUUGUUAAAAGUAGUAAUUUCAAAAACGCACACUCCUAUAGAAAUGACUGUUUUAAAUAAAGAAAUAGUUGCAUUUAGGAUUUUUUAAUUUGGAAAAGAUUAACUCAUGUUCAUUCAAUUGUUUAACAUACCAACAAAAUAAAUACAAGU
This is a messenger RNA of Dreissena polymorpha, 1595 nucleotides long. Its product is annotated as 15-hydroxyprostaglandin dehydrogenase [NAD(+)]-like. The record is from RefSeq and is a predicted model, not a curated record. Gene Ontology annotation, cellular component: cytoplasm. Lineage: Eukaryota; Metazoa; Mollusca; Bivalvia; Myida; Dreissenidae. The coding region runs from base 166 to 957 and encodes 263 amino acids. Gene Ontology annotation, molecular function: oxidoreductase activity, acting on the CH-OH group of donors, NAD or NADP as acceptor. The transcript is spliced from 8 exons.